UGCCGGGUGAAUGCCAAAAUGCACUCUAGGCUUGUGUUUGCACUCCUGGUGGUGUCCUUCCACCCCGAGGUGCUGGGCAAGAACUUGAAAUACAGGAUUUAUGAGGAGCAGAGGGUUGGAUCCGUAAUUGCAAGACUAUCCGAGGAUGUGGCUGAUGUGUUAGCGAAGCUACCGUAUCCUUACGUGCGAUUUCGAGCCAUGCAGAGGGGAAAUUCGCCUCUGCUGGUAGUGAACGAGGACACCGGGGAAAUCAGCAUAGGGGCGAAAAUUGACCGGGAGCAGCUGUGCCAGAAAAACUUGAAUUGUUCCAUAGAGUUUGAUGUGAUCACCCUACCCACUGAGCAUCUGCAGCUUUUCCAUAUUGAGGUUGAAGUGCUGGAUAUCAAUGACAAUGCUCCCCAGUUUUCAAGACCUCUCAUUCCUAUUGAGAUAUCAGAGAGUGCAGCGGUUGGCACUCGGAUCCCUCUGGACAGUGCAUUUGAUCCAGAUGUUGGGGAAAAUUCCCUCCACACGUACUCUCUCUCGGCCAAUGAAUUUUUCAGUAUUGAGGUCCGGACCAGGACAGAUGGAGCCAAGUAUGCAGAACUCAUAGUGGUCAGAGAGCUGGAUCGGGAGCUGAAGUCCAGCUAUGAGCUCCAGCUCACUGCCUCAGAUAUGGGGGUGCCUCAGAGGUCCGGCUCGUCCAUCCUAAAAAUCAGCAUUUCGGACUCCAAUGACAACAGCCCUGUUUUUGAGCAGCAGUCUUAUAUAAUACAACUCUUAGAAAACUCCCCCGUUGGCACUUUGCUCCUAGAUCUGAAUGCCACUGAUCCAGAUGAGGGCGCCAAUGGGAAAAUUGUAUAUUCCUUCAGCAGUCAUGUGUCUCCCAAAAUUAUAGAGACUUUUAAAAUUGAUUCAGAAAGAGGACAUUUGACUCUUUUCAAGCAAGUGGAUUAUGAAAUUACCAAAUCCUAUGAGAUUGACGUUCAGGCUCAAGAUCUGGGUCCAAAUUCAAUUCCAGCUCAUUGCAAAAUUGUAAUUAAGGUUGUGGAUGUUAAUGACAAUAAGCCUGAAAUUAACAUAAAUCUCAUGUCCCCUGGGAAAGAAGAAAUAUCUUAUAUUUUUGAAGGGGAUCCUGUUGAUUCAUUUGUUGCAUUGGUCAGGGUUCAGGACAAGGAUUCUGGGCUGAAUGGAGAAGUAGUUUGCAAGCUUCAUGGACAUGGUCACUUUAAACUUCAGCAGAGUUAUGAAAACAACUAUUUAAUCUUGACCAAUGCCACACUGGAUAGAGAAAAGAGAUCUGAAUACAGUUUGACUGUAAUUGCUGAGGACAAGGGGACGCCCAGUCUCUCUACAGUAAAACAUUUUACUGUUCAAAUCAGUGAUAUAAAUGACAAUCCACCCCACUUCCAGAGAAGUCGAUAUGAAUUAGCGAUCUCCGAGAAUAACUCGCCAGGGGCAUUUAUCACCACUGUUACAGCCACAGAUCCUGAUCUUGGAGAAAAUGGGCAAGUUACAUAUACUAUUUUGGAGAGUUUUAUCCUGGGAAGUUCCAUAACUACAUAUGUUACCAUUGACCCAUCUAAUGGAGGCAUCUAUGCCCUCAGAAACUUUGAUCAUGAAGAAGUGAGUCAGAUAACAUUUGUGGUUGAAGCAAGAGAUGGAGGGAGUCCGAAGCAACUUGUAAGCAAUACUACAGUUGUGCUCACCAUCAUUGAUGAAAAUGACAAUGUCCCUGUGGUCAUAGGGCCCACACUGCGCAAUAAUACUGCAGAAAUCUCCAUCCCCAAAGGGGCCGAAAGUGGCUUUCAUGUCACAAGAAUAAGGGCAAUUGACCGAGAUUCUGGUGUGAAUGCUGAACUCAGCUGCUCCAUAGUAGCAGGCAAUGAGGAGAAUAUCUUUAUAAUUGAUCCACGAUCAUGUGACAUCCAUACAAAUGUGAGCAUGGAUUCUGUUCCCUCCACAGAAUGGGAACUCUCAGUCAUCAUCCAGGACAAAGGCAAUCCUCAGCUGCAUACCAAAGUCCUUCUGAAGUGUAUGAUCCUUAAAUAUGCAGAAUCAGUGACAAGUACAGCAAAGACCCCAGCAAGCCAGGAAUCUUUGGAUGUCUCCAUGAUUAUAAUUAUUUCCUUAGGAGCAAUUUGUGCAGUGUUGUUGGUUAUUAUGGUGCUGUUUGCAACUAGGUGCAACCGAGAAAAGAAAGACACGAGAUCCUACAACUGCAGGGUAGCAGAAUCAACUUACCAGCACCACCCCAAAAGACCAUCCAGGCAGAUUCACAAAGGGGACAUUACAUUGGUGCCUACCAUCAAUGGCACCCUACCUAUCAGAUCUCAUCACAGGUCGUCUCCAUCCUCAUCUCCUACCUUAGAAAGAGGGCAAAUGGGCAGCCGGCAGAGUCACAACAGUCACCAGUCCCUCAACAGUUUGGUGACAAUCUCAUCGAACCACGUGCCAGAAAAUUUCUCAUUAGAACUCACCCAUGCCACUCCGGCUGUUGAGGUCUCCCAGCUUCUUUCAAUGCUUCACCAGGGGCAAUAUCAGCCAAGGCCAAGUUUUCGAGGAAACAAAUACUCUAGGAGCUAUAGAUAUGCCCUUCAGGACAUGGACAAAUUUAGCUUGAAAGACAGUGGCCGUGGUGACAGUGAAGCAGGAGACAGUGAUUAUGAUUUGGGGCGAGAUUCUCCAAUCGAUAGGCUGCUGGGCGAAGGAUUCAGUGACCUGUUUCUCACAGACGGGAGAAUCCCAGCAGCCAUGAGGCUGUGCACGGAGGAGUGCAGGGUCCUGGGACACUCUGACCAGUGCUGGAUGCCACCUCUGCCCUCACCAUCCUCUGACUAUAGGAGCAACAUGUUCAUUCCAGGGGAAGAAUUCCCAGCGCAGCCCCAGCAGCAGCAUCCGCACCAGGGUCUUGAGGAUGACACCCAGCCUGCGGAGUCCGGUGAGAAGAAGAAGAGUUUUUCCACCUUUGGGAAGGACUCCCCCAAAGAGGAGGACCCUGGGGACAAAGGCACGUCAUCUCUGCUCUCAGAAAUGAGCAGUGUGUUCCAGCGUCUCUUACCCCCUUCCCUGGACACCUAUUCUGAGGCCAGUGAGGUGGAUAGGUCCAACUCUCUGGAACGUCGGAAGGGACCUCUGCCAGCCAAGACUGGGGGCUACCCACAGGGUGUGGCAGCCUGGGCGGCCAGUACGCAUUUUCAAAAUCCCACCACCAACUCUGGGCCCCCCCUGGGAACCCACUCCAGUGUGCAGCCAUCUGCUAAAUGGCUGCCGGCCAUGGAGGAGAUCCCCGAAAACUAUGAAGAAGAUGAUUUUGACAAUGUGCUCAACCACCUCAACGAUGGGAAGCAUGAACUCAUGGAUGCCAGUGAGCUAGUGGCUGAGAUUAACAAGCUGCUUCAGGAUGUCCGCCAGAGCUAGGAGAUUUGGGCCAAGUGUUUUGGUUUCCAGGUACAUGGAAGUAGGGGACAGAGAAAACCCUGAGAGAACUGGCAUUGCCAAAUUGUUGCAUUUAUCAUAAAUGUGUCUGUGUAUAUUGAAUAUUAAAUACUGUAUUUUCGUAUGUACACAAUGCAAGUGUGAUGAUUUCAAUCUGUAUUUUAAAAAUACAUUUGUACCUUAUAUUUAUGUGUAAUUUAACAGACAAAUUUUAUUUUUUUACUCCCAUGACAAACAUGUCUUUCCUAAUCACGUAGAAAGUAGCCACUGUUCAAUUCUGAUAUACUAUUCAACCAUAAAGUAUACAGGCACUGCUUAGAUUAGUUACGUUGGGGAAGAAAUUGUUAUGCCGUAGGAACAACCCCACUAAAGCAUUAUAGAAUUCUUACUUCUAUUAAGUGAUCCAACUUUUUUCAAUACUUUUUA
This is a messenger RNA of Eptesicus fuscus (big brown bat), 3843 nucleotides long. It is a transcript of the gene PCDH18, whose product is annotated as protocadherin 18. Gene Ontology annotation, molecular function: calcium ion binding. Gene Ontology annotation, cellular component: plasma membrane. The annotation marks the transcript as partial. The transcript is spliced from 4 exons. The record is from RefSeq and is a predicted model, not a curated record. NCBI's taxonomy places the organism in Eukaryota, Metazoa, Chordata, Mammalia, Chiroptera, Vespertilionidae. Gene Ontology annotation, biological process: homophilic cell-cell adhesion.